AAACUAUUGUAAAACGAAUGUGAAAUAAAAUGGGGGUAAGUCCCACAUGAUAAUUUAAUGAUGUCACCAUAAAACGCAGUUGGCGCAUGCGUGCUCAGAAUACCUUGAUACCAUAUAAGUCCAGGAUCGUCAUAUGUUUGACCAAAACAGAAUAUCGAAGACGAAGGCAGUUUACUUGGACACGAAUAUAGAAAUUUCAUUGGUAAGUUUUAUAUUAUAUCAAUUUAUAUUUUCUAUAUAUCUUCGUAAGUUUCCCACUGGAGUUUGUUUCAAACACCUAACAUUGAGUCAUUGACUUACUUCGUCGAGUUCAAUCAAGUAUUAGCUGCAGCACCAAAAAACAACAUUGCCUCGAGCUUUUGAAACGCGCUGCAUGGGCACGGUUCAGUAUCAUCUUUUGAAAUCUUUGUAGUACAAGUUAUAUAAUUGAUAUUUUCUAAUUCUACCAUGUUUUCUUCGUUCAAUUAAUUCCUGGCAAUGAACUAUUUAAAUUUGUCAUGAUAGAAAAAAUUCUAGAUUAAUGAUAUAGCACGACAGGAAUAAACUUUACGAGAUUUUGAAACGACGCACUGGUGAUGCAGAGCUAAUCUAACCAAGUAUAUAUAGAUAGAAUAUAUUGUCUUAAAUAAUGAUCUCCGUUUGGCUCAAUGUUCAAGAAAUUUAGAGAAAGCGUCUGCAAUUCUGUCAAAAUGCUGUGGCAAAAACUAAGGGCAAAUAUCGUAAAUGUUGUGAAAAUGUCAUAGUUAAAGACUCAAACAGCGACAACUUUACUUUGGUGUCAAUUGCGCGAUUCAUUAAAUUCCUCGUCAGGGGAUUUUAUUUUUUUCUUAACUGAUCGGAAAUAUAAAAGUUGUAUGUAAACGAUUGUGUCUUCGGGGUAUAUUCGAGGACGGAGAUAUCGAGUUAUGUUUUCUAUAAAAUGGGUCGAGCUUUUACGAUCCAUAUUCGCCACUCAAAGUAUGGAAUAAUUGCGUCAACUUACAAAUUACAUCAGUCAUGAUAAAAGCAGACCGGGCCAGCGUGAUUGUUGAAUGUUAUACUUUGUCGAAAUUGAAAAUUUCAUUAACAUGUUUAAAAUUACGCUAAAUAAUGCACAGUAUUCUCUAUAUUUAGGAGUAUAGAUAAUAUAGUGAACUUAUAUAUGGUCAAGAGAGUUAAUUCAUUCAUGCUUCACUCUGCAUGUUUACAACUCAAGUCAGAAUAUUUGUUAUUCAGAGAUUCUUCAAGCAGAGAUGCUUGCAGGGGUUUGUCAUGGUCUACGUAGAAUUAGAUUUAACGUUUCCAAGUAUUGAAAUGGCAAUCAGUGUUACCGACUUCCACAUUAUUCAUAAAUUGCUUUGAAUUCAUUUGAAGAGGAAGUUAUUAGGCUCACUAGAAGUAUCGUUGCUUCUCAGAAGUAGCAAUUCGACCACUUGAUAUCUUUUUCAAAGUCCUCCUAAAAUGGAGCAGGAUCUUCGCCAAACACUUCAGGCUCACACUCAACAGUCAUAUCACUAAAUUAUAUUUUCACAGCCAUAAACAAACUUCGCAAGGACACAUACAAGAUGGACAACCGUUUAAAGUCCCGUUUACACGAGCAAAUUUUAUUUGACAAAUUUCAUUUGUUCAAAUGCAUUUGUCACAAUAACUUUGUCACAAAUUUAUCAUCUACACGAGCAAAAUAUCUUUGACAUAUGAAAUUUGUCAAAUAAAAUGUGCUCGUGUGAACGGGGCUCAAGUCUUUAAAAUGUUGUUUCCAACUUUGUUGAUUCUGUUGUUCCAAGUAAGGCAAAUAUACACUGGCUCGUAUGACGUGAUAACUGUAGGUUUGAUUCCUACUGCGGUCAAGUAUUUUUUUCAGCUUGCCCUGUGUGUAGUGACCUGUGUCCCAGUACUAUAGCACACAAGCUAAGUAUGGAAACACUCAGAGCAACAGAAGCAAAACAAUUAAACACCUGAUGUCAACACGACAACCACCAGACGUUAGUAUCAACGUAUCUAGGCAGCAUUAGCCAAUCACAUUGCUUCAAAGCUCUGGACUAUUGUCUUAGAUCUAGCAGAUAGACAGGCUAUUAUUAAUGCAUGUACAUGUUUUAGAUAACAUAGUAAUAAAUGUUUUGAGUUAACUCUAAAACGUUUGGACUUGAACUCACUAGAAAACAAUCGUUCCAUUCUUCAAAGGUAGGCUUAAAAAUAGUUAUAUUUUUAAGUUAUAAACAUACAUUAACAAAGUAAUAUUCAAUACGAAUUAAAUUUUCCCUAAAACGUUUAUUUAGUAUUUUGCUUUUCAAUAUUUUUAUGUGGCCAUCUGUUGCCAAAGGCGAUAAUUAUUUUUGACCAAGAAUUAACAAAACUGUUACAAAAUAAAAGACACUAACUCUACCUUUUUACAUUAUUUUUAUGAAAGUAACAAAGUUAUACAGAUGCAUUAUUUUUAGGGUCGAAUUUUGACGCCUAUAUAUACUAUAGUGUUUCGCCCGCAGAGCUUGCAAUGCCUUCUAAUCUUAUUUCCUGUUGUUAUGCAAAAUAAGUAAGGCAAGCACAAACUUGAUCACAACAGAUUUUCAAAACUGAAAUGCUCCCAGUUCAUUUAUAGUCACUGAAACAUCUUAAACAAACAUUGAUAAGACUACCAAAGACUACUUCGAUGUUGGUGAAAUAAUACUGCAUAAGUGGUUACGAAAACAGGAAUAUAGGAUAAUGCUGACAAGGAUAAUUGUUCGUUUCGCGUCGAAGCUUUUCUUUGAGCAUGUUAGUUUAGUUUUUAGUCUACCUACUCAAGAUACGAUAGGUCAGCAGUAUCUAUGGUCAGCAGAUGAUCACAAUAUUUGACACUUAUUAAAGUCUGAAAAUAGACCACCCUUCACAGUUUAAUAUAUUUAAAUUCUCACUCAGAUGACUACAGCUAGGCUGCACGGUAGAUUCCAAGGAGUCUCAACUCCAAAAGUGGUAUUAUCUCACCCGUUUUGAGCGCUUUUGGUUAUAGGAUAAAGUGUUAAACACUUUCCGAGUCGAUGCAACUCGAAAUGUACAGUGUGACAAUGACACAGAAUGACUCGUGGAAUUGAUUUGUCACUGGUAAUGAUGUAUUCUAUAUAAAGAUCUUACCAUGUUGAGAAGAGUUAUAUAUUAUUAUAAACAUUUCUAUGUUCUAGUAUAAUAAAGAUGUCGGAACUGAGAGAUGACAUCACCUCAGACUUUGAAGCAAUCCUGACAGAAUGGCCAAACUUACACAAUCAAACCAAGGCAAAGAUGUCAACCAUGAAAUAUUAUUACAGCAAUAUUCACGACAGAUCGGAAGUGGUCGAGAAAACAGACAGUGAUAGAAAGAACUUGAAAACAGACUUUGACAGGUGAGAGUGUGAACAUUUCGAAAUAUCAAAAAGCUCGCAUUAUAAUAACAAUAAUAUUAAUAAGCAUAACUUUUCAGCCAUGAAGAUCUGGCCUCCCGUGCGUUGAACAUCAAACGAGAUUUGACAACUCAAGUUAAAUCAAGUGAAAACCGUGUUCAAAGAAUGAUCAAAUAUGGUCGGCCAUCUGCAGUGGGCUUUGCCGUAAUGGGUGCUGUGAUUGGUGGAGGUUUAGGUGCAAAAGUCCCGGGAUGGGGGCAAGUUGCCGCUAUUGCUGUAGGUGUGGUGUUAGGAUUGAUCGUGUUUGCAGUGGUGGGUCUUGUCCUGUAUAUCUUCUUCAAGUGGAAGUUUACAAAGUCGCGAGAUAUGUGGAAACAAAUUCAGAGUUCCAAUCAGGGGGGUGUGGAACUCGUUGGUUUGAUCAAGGAGAAGAAAAGUUGUUUGAGUGAAAUACGAAGUCAACUGGACGACAUCGAAGAAGACAACAUGGCGACUGCUCUUCCUAUUUUGCUCGAGAAACUGACAGAAUACUCGAGAGAAACGACUGGCAAUCAUGGUCAGUUUAAUCAAGUGUGAUGAACCAAACUGAACUGUUUCUGAAUCUUGUUAGCAGUUAUUUCGUCGUGGCAGCCACGACCGGGUAGGCGAUGUAAUAUGUCAAAUAUAUCUCAGUAAAUACUGAUUUACACACAUGCCCAAAAAUCUCAGCUUAUCAACAACUGGUUGUUGAUAAGUCUGGAACAGUUAGGCUAGUAUUCCAAAGGUCGUAGGUUCGAUUCCCACCGUGGCCGGGCAUAUUUUUCAAGCUCGUCCGGUGUGGAUAUACACUCAGAGUAACAUCACAAACCUUAUAUUCACCUGAGUACAUUAUACCAACACAGAAAAAAUCAAGUCUGGAACAAGUUGUUAUCAUCUUGUAACAAGGUUGAUAAGGCCAACAUAUUCGCAACAAGUUGUUCCAACAAGUCUGAUGUCGUCAACACGUAACAAGUUGUUAACAAGUACAUGAUGACAACAAGUUCGUAGCAAUUUGUUACGAACAGCCUGUAUUAGUCUUGUUGGAACAACUUGUAGCAAGUUUGCUACCGUCACCAACCUUGUAACAAGAUGAUAACAACUGGGAACAAGCAGUGCGAACACAUCCUGAUAUCGGCUCGACAACAACUUUGUUACAACUUGUUUGCAGAACUGUAACAAUUUGCGCGUUUUUACGUCAGUAGACAAGGUAGAUCCAGACUAUUUCACAUCGCUCACCGUGACUUGCUCAUGAUAGCUGCGACGAAAUGAAGGCUUGCAAGAUUAUUACUUAUUUUGUGUAACUCCUGAAUUUAUAUUAAGCUCAUUUUAUUCCUAAUUAAUAACUACUGUAAGUAAUAACAAUUUUGUAAUUUUAAUUGUAAAAUAGGACUCGCUGGAGUUAAAUUAGCAAUUGAUCCCAUAUCACGAUCAAGUAAAUAUAAAGUAUAUUCAUUUAAAUAUAAGCAGUUAAUAUCAGAAAGGUAAUCGUGUAGAUACUUUUAUAAAUAAAUUUCAUUCUUUGCAGUACUGACUCUUAACCUACAGAGUAUUUGUUUCUAAAACUUUCACCUGAAUGUAAGCCAAGUCGAAUUGCAUUCAUGACGCAGAAGACACUGCAGCCUCGUGUCUUCGCCAGGGUGAUCUAAAGUCACAAUGUCGCUUCUUGUAUACUCGAGGAAUGACGUCAUCUGCCAACAAGAUACUCUUGUAGUCAUUUCUCUGCACUCCAAAAGAAAUAUUUGGAUCGUAUAGACAAGUUUUUCCGGCGGGCUUAUCGUUAUGGAUAUACGACAAAGAGUAUUAAGAUAUCUGAAGUGAUCGAGGAGAGAGACAGAAAAUUAUUUAGCAAAAUCGUAUCGAAUCCAGAACAUGCCCUACAUGAAUUGCUUCCUGUGUGUAAACAAAGAAUUUUAAAACAAAGGGAACAUAACUUUAUUUUACCUCAAAACGAAACCACACUGAACGUUGGGUCGUCAAUGCAAUUCAACUACGCUAGUUGCAUUUCAUUUAUUUAAAAACCAGCGAAAAAUCAGAAAAAAUAGGAUGUUGGACCAACAUGCAUGUCUACAGGUAAUCCACGUCAAACGUUCCUCUCUUCAGUUCCUAACUUGAUUGCAAUUUUCCUCAAUCCCUUGCGGGAAUUUGCAAUAAAUUUUCCUUAGUUCCUGUUAGAAGUUCUUAACUUCCUCUUACAAGUUCCCAACUUCCUGUUCUGUUCUGUUCUGUUCUGUUCUGUUCUGUUCUGUUCUGUUCUGUUCUGUUCUGUCCUGAUCUGUGCGCUGUAACUGGCCAACAAAAAUGAUCCACCAAUGACAACGAUCUUUUCCAAGAACAGAACAGGAAGUCAGAGAGAUUAAACAGGAAGUUAGGAAAAUUUAAAAGGAAGUUUCUCUGUAUUGGAAUACUGCCGAUAUGAACAUCGCAAAAUCCCAAAGGGACUUGCAACGAGUUUUUCUGUACUUUUUCAAAUUUGGAGAGGUAAUUAGGAAACCUCCAAAUGAGUCAGGAACUCCGAAGAGGGACGCUUCACGUAGUCUACCAGUAAACAGAUCUUGAUGUAACGAUACAAUUUCAAUAACAAAAUAUGGAUUAAUAAGUUUAGGAUAGGGAAAAACCCACUGUAACAGAAUUCUGCAUUGCAUAUUUAUAGCAUAUUAAAUAUUAAUUAAAAUAAUCAAUAUUUUCCAACACAAUAUAAAAUAUUAUAUUAAGAAAUUAAAGUUAGGGAAAGACCCACUGUAACGUGUACUAUAUACAGACACUAUAAAAAAUAAUGCGGAUUAAGCACUUUAGUUUAAGCUAGGAAUCGGUCACUGGGUCAUUAUAUAUAGUAUGUGAUAUAGCGAUUAGCAAAGCCCUAUACCAUUAUUGCAGUUUACUUGAUAAAACGUUUUCAGAUUGUAUUUUACUCCAAGCAACAUUUGACGAAACGAAGCAAUUCGAAACGAUAGAAAUGGCCGAUUAAGCAUUUUGCAGAUAGGGGAGUACCCACUGUUUCAUGCAAAUAGUUCUCUCGCCUCGCAAUGGCCACAUGUCAAGAAAGGUAUAUAAGGGGUCGUUCAGACUGAGUGCCCGGCACUGGUGCCCAAUGUUCAAAAUGGUUCACAAAACAUGUUGAGCACAGUGCCGUUGUUGAGUACUACCUCUAGAGGUAGUGCCCGUUCCCGGGCACUGUGCCCAAUUUCAUUUGAAAGCGUCGUGUUCAAACUGGGAGCCAAAACAAGUGCCGGGCACCAGUGCCGGCACCCAGUCUGGACGCAGCCUAAUUAAUAUACAGGUGCGAAAUUUUCAUAACUAUAUACGACAUACAAAAUAAAUGCGACAUGUCUUAUGUACACAUAUACCGAAUUUAAUUUUCGAAUAUA
This is a messenger RNA of Paramuricea clavata, 6712 nucleotides long. The record is from the annotation of a GenBank genome assembly. Lineage: Eukaryota; Metazoa; Cnidaria; Anthozoa; Malacalcyonacea; Plexauridae.